Messenger RNA from Oncorhynchus nerka (sockeye salmon), 2111 nucleotides. RefSeq names its product protein naked cuticle homolog 2-like. The coding region runs from base 457 to 1587 and encodes 376 amino acids. Gene Ontology annotation, biological process: negative regulation of Wnt signaling pathway. The transcript is spliced from 8 exons. The record is from RefSeq and is a predicted model, not a curated record. Gene Ontology annotation, cellular component: cytoplasm. Lineage: Eukaryota; Metazoa; Chordata; Actinopteri; Salmoniformes; Salmonidae.
AUAUACAGUAGCCUAUUUAGGGAAAAAGCUUUCUAGAUACUAAACAAAUAAAACGUUUGCAUAAUGAAGGGCUCUUAUUUUAUGUUUACACGAAAGACACAUGCACGCGUUAAAUUAUGUCAUUGUGAGCUCAUUUGUUGUAUGCGCUCAAUAAAAAUUUAAAUACUUUCCCCUAAUGGCCAGCAGGAUGUGCUGUACCCUCUGUAUAUUGAUUAUUCGUUUCUUUUCCAUAAUAAACUCCGCAAGUUCUCUCUGUCUAACAUACUUGUGUGCACUUUCACGAAGCUUCGGUCCUCUUGUCUAUCUCAACCCUAUAAUAACUUUAUGGCAAAAACGACAUAUCGGUGCAUACAGGAUACAACUGUCUUUGUUGUUAUCAAUGGGAGAUGAUGAAGACGUCUUGAUCAAUGCGCAAAUAGAUGAAGGUUCAAGGCACGACAGGAAAUAUACAAAAAUAUGGGCAAACUCCAAUCAAAACAUGCCUGUAAACGCAGAGAAAAUCCUGAAGGUGGUAGUUUUGCUGCCAAUGUGCUCACCUGUCAGAGAGAGCUGGAAUGUACGGACCUCCACACCCACCAAAUCAGAUUCAAGCGGGAAUUGUGCAGAAGGGAAGUGAAGGAUGAGCAGUCCCUGAACGAUAAGAGCCCCCUACAGGUGGUACUGCCAUCAGAGAAGGGAGGGGAGAAGGAGAGAGAGAGCUACAUCCACAUUCCAUUCAGACAGCCCAGGAAGAGGAACAGCCACGUUGAUGACACAGAGUGCAAUGUGGUGUCGGAGGAUAACACUCGACAGGAGUGGAUCUUCACACUGUAUCACUUUGACAACAGUGGUAAAGUCACCAAGGAGGAUAUGUCCAGUCUCAUGCAGUCCAUCUAUGAGGUGGUUGAAGCGUCGGCCAUGCAGCCUUCAUGUAACAGCACAGCCCUGAAGGUCAAACUGGUGGUGGCCCCCUCCAGCAGCUCCAGAACAGGGGACAGAAUAGAGGAAGUCCAGCAGGAGGAGGCAGGGAGCCCAGAGAGGACUUUUCACUGUGUGGAUGAAAACACAGAACGCAGGAACCACUACUUAGACCUAGCUGGGAUAGAGAACUAUUCCUCCAAGUUUGACGAUGCAGACGCCCCCUCUCAGGUGCCCAGACCGGACGCCCGCUCAUACCAGCAGCGCCACUCAGUGGUGGUGGGGAAGAACUGCGGCCCUACAGAGUCCAGAGGCAGGGGCCUUUCCUUCCUCAGGUCUCUCAGGGGCCAAGCCAAGGUAGUGGGGGGAGACAGAGGAGGGGGAGGAGGAGGAGGUAGGGAUAAAUCAAGCAAGCUCCAUGGCCACCACCCCUCCAAAUGGUGCCACCCCUCUCAGCCAUACUCCCAGCCCCAACUCCCCUUACAGCACAGCCAGAGCAAGAGGCUUCGCUCCAGGGCCAGAGAGGCUGGGUCCCCCUCCAGAACCCUACUCAAUGUGCAGCGAGAGAGUGUGGUGCUGUCCAGCCUGCCUGCCUCCUCUGGGGGCUUGAUCCCCUUGGUUCAGAGGCAUGAACACCACCACCACCAUGAGCACCAUCACCACCACCACCACUACCACCCCCCAGCAUGACUGCAGUCUGCACUCCACUCAGGGAUACAGAGACUGAGAGACACACCUCCCUGUGGUUUAGCCUAUAGCUAGGGCCCUGUGUGGUUUCUGGUCAGAUCAGGUGGGCCUAAAUAUAGUAUAGGGCUGUGGGACACAAUCACUCUCCAUACUAAGGAAUAAUAGUAACUCUGUACAAAAAUGAGCUAAUGUGCCUUGUAUUGGUGACUGAGUUUCAUGUUGAAUGUGUCAUGUUGAAUAUUCUACUCACCUUUCGAAGCCCUCUAGACUGAAGUUUCUUCUCAGGUUUCUAUAGAUGACCACUUUCAUUUAAUAUAAUGAUUUAAACAGUCACAAUGUACGUAUGAGAGUAAAUGCAGUAUGUUUUGUAUCGUCUGUAUUUUGAUGUAUGAAAGCAUGAUACACUUUGCUUGUGAUCAUUGUAGUGUGUCAAUUGAAAAAAGUCACAAUCUAAUGAAGGCUGAUGCUUUCAGAUUUGGGAAGAAGAAAAAUGUAAAACAAUUUGUAAGAAGUAAUAAAGUGAUACA